Molecule: messenger RNA, 1068 nt
Organism: Sinocyclocheilus rhinocerous
Lineage: Eukaryota; Metazoa; Chordata; Actinopteri; Cypriniformes; Cyprinidae
Product: cell wall protein DAN4-like
Exons: 2
Coding region: 1-1068 (355 amino acids)
Source: RefSeq, a predicted model, not a curated record
AUGAUUGCACCUACAACAACUACAGGAUCUUCAUUUCCAUCCUCAGAUGCAUCUUCUGGAACAUCAUACUCCACUGCAAUAACAACACAAGAGCUUGAGUCAUCAGACUAUACUCAAGUGUCCAUCACAUCAAAUCAAUCGACAACUACAACAAUUUCCUCUACAAAAACUCCAGACUCAAGUUCAUCCAUCUUCACAACAACCUCAGAACCAAAUCCCCUCACAACUACAAGUACAACCGAGUCUUACUCCGCCAUUCAAGCAACUACACCACUAAAGAACACUUCUCUUAGUGACACUUCUGACUCGACAUCAAAUCACCAAAGCACUGCAACUCAAAAAAUUGAGCCCUUAACCAAUGCCACUGCACAUGGGAUCAGUUCGACAGGAAGCGCUAAAACAACUAGCACGGACACAUCCACAACAUCUGAGACAACUACACUGACUUCAAUUCAUGCAAACAAUGAUUCCAUUACCACCAUUGAUUCCAAUACACAAAAUGAUGUAGAGCAAACCUCAGACAGCAAUAUAUCAAUUGCUUGGACUGCUGGAACAUUAACUAGUACACAAAAACUUGAAGCAACAACCAAAACUUCAACCAACAGUACUGUCACAAAGCAGACAGCAUUUUCUGAAUCGACAACAAUGAUUGCACCUACAACAACUACAGGAUCUUCAUUUCCAUCCUCAGAUGCAUCUUCUGGAACGUCAUACUCCACUGCAAUGACAACACAACAGCUUGAGUCAUCAGACCAUACUCAAGUGUCCAUCACAUCAAAUCAAUCGACAAAUACAACAAUUUCCUCUUCAACAACUCCAGACUCAAGUUCAUCCAUCUUCACAACAACCUCAGAACCAAAUCCCCUCACAACCACAAGUACAACCGAGUCUUACCCCGCCAUUCAAGCAACAACACAGCUGAAGAACACUUCUCUCAGUGACACUUCUAACUCAACAUCAAACCACCAAAGCACUGCCACUCAAACAAUGGAGCCAUUAACCAAUGCCACUGCACAUGGGAUCAGUUCGACAGGAAGGAACAGUUUCAAGACAAGCAGUGACAUCUGA